AUGGGCGAGGACAAGAAGUCAGGAGAGCUACCACGUCUGGGCCAGGGACAGGGAAUUAGCUUCACCAGUACCGAUAUGAUCUCCCGCUGCAACAACCGUCAGGAGUGUUCCCUGGCGGACUUCGUUAGCAGUUCAGGCUCCGAGAAGAUCCCGUAUGUGUAUAUGCCCAUGAAGCAUCAGCUGGUCCACCCCACAGCUGAGGUCGCCCUUCUAGGUCUGGAACACGGCGGGUCUCCUCUGUUGUCCCCCGUGUGUGUGGUCACCAAGGGCACCAUCCUCACUCAUGAUGGCUGGCAGAAUAUGGCCAAUACCUCCACCUUUGAGCCACCCUUCAGACUGUUUCGGGACAGUGGGAGGACGUACGUACAGUGGGUAGGGGAGGAGGCAGCCCGGGUGUCAGCUGAGGGCCGCUUAGUUCUGGUGACGCUCAUCUGUCGUGACGCCGCCCAGCCAAACACCCCGGUCUUCCGUCCCUGUCUAGCCUUCAGAGUCGCCGGCAGUCCUGGAGGUUCAGAGGCGGCCCUGUCAGCACCUGCCAGCGAGGAAGAAGUUGACCAGGGACUGUCCUCAGGUGAAGGCAUCAUCAUAGGCCUGGUGGUGACCUGCCUUGUCAUCAUCUACAUCGUCGCCAUGAUCAUCUACAUCAAGGUCAAGAGAAGGAAAAAGAGGGAGAAAGACAUGAGUAAGCUGGCUGAGGAGGGCGUCCGACCGUCCAAAAGUCGCAGAGGCAGAGAGAAGAGACCUUCACGUCCCCAGCCCAAGCCCUCCCUAGUGUCCUCAGCCGACGAACUUGACCAAGAGGACAUUGAAGACCUCUCGUUGGCCUCCAGGACCCGCCGAGCCAACCGGGAGAGAAACCACAUCAGCUUCACGACAGCGGUAGUUCACAGUGGCGGGGAAGGUGGCGCUCACGACUCAGCUGAUGGCAUUGAGAGAGCCCCGAGGUCACAUCUGGGAGUGGUGGAGACCCUCGGUGAGAACGGCACCAGCGAGAGUGGAGCGAGGGCCCUAGGGGUACUGAACCCUGAGGGGGGGUGUGAUGGCGUUCAAAGGGAAGUUCAGGAAGCUCAGGGCAAGAAGAAGCUAUACUUCAACCCAGCGUACUUCGAGCCUGAGAUGCUACAGUCUCCUCCUCCCGCGGCUCUGGAGUUCCUGACGAGGAUCCGAGAGAUGAUCAACAUUGCCAAGAGCAAGAUGAAGACCAAGACCUACCAGCCCAGCCUCUUCGACAUCCCCGAGGAUGACGCCGAGGGGUACUCCCGCCCCAUCAGCAGGUCUACCGGAAGGUCAAGUAGGAUGACCCUCCCAAUGGAUGAACUUGAGAACGAUGAGGAAGGUGUCUACCAGAGUGACGCCAGUAUACAGAGCGACUCCCUAGAGCGCCCAAGGGAAGGUGACAGUCGCAGCUCCACCCUCAAGAGACUCGCCAAGCGUGUCAACAGCCAAGGCGAGAGUUUCGUUAGUGAGAUUAUCAAGACUCUUGACCUGCGGCCCAGGAUGCCAAAUCCCGAGGCUAUCUACGGGGCUCACACACAGAAGGCUCAGGCACCCAAACCUCCGCCUCCCAAACCCAUCAAUGCUCGCAAUGAGUCACCUGUUGAGGCGGAGGACGACUUCCCUGAGUUGAUCAAACCAUCAAUGUUGAGGAGCGUUCUGAGGGACGGGAAGAGACUAACUGAUCUCAACAACACCUUCGAGAACUUCCGGCAGGAGAUGAUGGCAACUUUCCAUAAGAUGAAGAGAGUUGGUGAAGCCAUAUCUCCAAAGUCAACUCUGAACAGGGUAAAAAAUAGAAAGAAAUCGUCUCCAGCAAACACACUGGAGAAGAAUGUAUCUGAGUCCGGCACCAGCGAAGGGAAGGUUCAGAAAUGGCUACAAACACUAGAGGGUAAAAAUUCCUACACCAGAAUGCCGGAAAAUCAAAAUGUUGUGUUCGACUCUCGGACAGUGCUAGCACAAAGUGAUGCUCCGCCACCACUGCCGGAGAAGAACAGCAAACCUCCCACACCGCCCAGGAAAAAUAGAACAAUGGCGUAUCGCAGCGUUUCCUUCAGUGAAGUCAAAGAGCCUUCGUCUCACACCUCCUCGACUGGUCACCCAGAUGUCAACGAAGGUCCUGAUGGAGGGACACAACCAUCGUCAGGUAAGACCCAGGUGACCAGAUCACUGUCAUGGCAAAAUGAACACCGUCACUAUGACUCGAACCCAAGAAGACCCCGACAACAAGUUCCUCUGGUGGGGGAGGACACCUUAAAUACAUCCUUUGGCUCCGAGGACGACUCCCUCAAUGAUCUGCUCAGCGAGGCAGAAUCAAAAGUACCGAAGAUGACCCCCAGUGAUUCUGACAGUGCUUACUCAGACACAAAAUCGAGAUAUAAAGAAUCCUUAGAGUCUGGGAAGGAAGAAACAGACUCAAGUUCGAAAUCCCUGUCAAGACAAUUGCCUCGCGAAGAGUUAAUGACAGCUAGGAACGAAGUGUUUAAUAAAAAGACUGGUGCUAAAACUAUGUCCCGUUUAGUGAGGAAUAACGAAAGUCCUUACGAAAGAGUGAGCGAGGAAAAUAAUGUGGAUGAUUUUGACGAUGAACACACAUACGAGGAGAUACACUUCCCUGCUGGAUCAAAGCACAGACAGAAGAGAAAAGCUCCACAGAAACCAAGAGGCAAGAGACCCAACACCAGUGAGACACAGACAGGAAAAAUAAACAGACGUGAAGAGGACAAGAGUUUGUGCAGUAUUUAUAGUAACCCAGACUCCCUUAUUAGUGAGGUGAAAAUCGAAAAGUGCAACAGUCCCAUCUACUCCGGCUGUAAGGUGACCAUACCUGUGGUGGACAACAUGAACCCGGAGGAAGUAGAGGCUCCUGCUGGCUACGAUCAAGACACACUGGAAAAACGUGGUAGACGAGUUGAACGUAAUGGCAGUAUUAUCCAAGACUCACUUGAGAGGCCCAAUGUGAAGAAACAUAACAAUAAUAAGAAUGAGGACAACUCUGAAGGAAAUAAACCCCAGAGGAGAAUGACUCUUCCAGGAGACAAGUUUAAAAAUACAGAUAAAAGUCUAUUAGAUAUUUACGAGUCGAGGAGUAGCAACCGCAGCUUAAGAAGCUCGAGGAAUGAGUCCCCUGACCGGACAUACUCGCCAGUUAAGUUCUCUAAUCCUCCUUCACCCACUAAAACAGGUUCAUUCUAUCUUAAUAAUAUCAGCAACACCAUGAACAACACCAACAACAACAUUUUUAAUAAUAAUAAUGAUCCUCAGAAAACGUACAGAACCUUUAAAGAUUAUCAGGAAAUGCGAUUCCAACGAGGCUCUGAUACCUGUGAGGUGAGCAACAGUCCGCUGCCAGUAUCAGGGACCAGUAUUAAUUUUAACUUUCGAAGUUCAAGUCCUUCUAAUAAGGAACAGCGGGACAUAAGACCUCCACUGCCUCCCAAACAGACGCGAUUGUCUGAUAUCACCGACAUCUUCUCUCCAGAUUUGCCUCCAAAGAACCGCAGUGCUCCACCGCCUCUACCUCUUAAAGCAAACAGAAAAUCUGACUCAUCAGAAUCAGAGAUCGAUCGCCCAAAACUACCGGAAAAAUCACGCAAAAAGCCUCUUAAAGAUUCACCUCUCUCGCGAUCCUCCAGCGGGAGUUCAAUUCCAGAACUGACGGAGGAGGAAGCUCGUUCCAUCCUCCAUGGACUGCUUGCUCACACAGGGCCUGACGCCCAGAGACUCUCGCCUCUACAUGAAGAAGAUGAUGUCGAGGGUAAUUUUUUAGGGGUAGGGAACACUGCCGCCGACUGUGACUCUCGGGCCAGUGUUCCCUGCCUCGAUAUCUAUUCCUCGCCUUACCUUGAGACCCCGACCUCUUCGCUAUCCUCUUCUCCUGGAUGUGACAUAAAGGGUCAAGGGAGUAAAAGUCUCGGGAAAAGACUGGAGUCCAGUUUAGACCGUCGGCUUCUGAAUUGUGAGGAUAGUAUGGAGAAUCCAGGGUCGGCGGGGAGUGAGGCGAGGGUGAGUGGAGAGUUUAUACUUUCCACAAUCGGCCGCUCGCCUUCGCUCCGCCGCCAGUCGUCCCUCAGUAGAGAACAGACCAGCGGCUUCCUGGCAAAACUGAAAAACAUCUCCGACUCCGACAUUGACAACGAGGCAAUAUCUAAAGGGAUGGAGAUCGCCUUGGCCUUAAAAGCAAAGACCGACCUGGAGAAACACUUCAAGGAGAAGAGUGGAGCUGACAGUAUCAAGCGGACCUGGAGACGGAUAAUAGAGAAGGUUGACGACUCUAAGGAAGACAAGGAUAAAAUCUCCAUCAUGCAACUCCAACAAUACAUGGCGAGUCUAGACCAGAAGGAAAAGGAGACAAAGUUAAAGCAAGAGGACUCAGGUUACCAUAGUACAGACUCAAGUGAGUCAGCCAACAGCCGCACAAGCCACACCUCAGUAUUGUCCACCGCUCUUUCUUUAGCUUCAACCUGUGCCCCUCAGUCGACACUUGGUCUCAGCGGUAAGCUUCCUGUUCGGUCUUCAUUAUACACAAACAGUCUGAACAGAUCACACGCCAUGCAGCGCUCUACAUCCAUGCACCAGCUGAACUCAGAUUCUACAUUUGAUUCGUAUUCAAGUUAUGGGUCUGGCAGCUUCCAGCGGGCCAGCCUUAGGGCUUCGUUAAGUCGCCGCUUCCAUCAGGCAGAGGCAUCAGGAGGCCUCUCUGUGUAUAUCAACAACUGCUUCACUCCUGAUGAUGAGACCCGCGAUAACUUCCAUCUAUGAUAUAACCUCAGAGGUUAACUAAUGUUGAUGUUCCUACAUUGACGUCACACUCCUCACACAUCCUCUUAGUGAUGAAGCUUCAUGUCUGUGUGUGUCUUGAAGGUGAUCAAAAGAUAACAAUAUUACCUUAAGUUAACAUUUAUAUUAUGCGUUAACUCUCUUUGAUAAUAACCAAAUAUAACCUCUUUUAACGUUAAAUUAACCCAACUUGGUUUACACGCCAUGGUGCUCCAUCAGAGGACCGACUCUCUACAACACACCUACAAGCAUUGUUGGAAGGCGCCCUAGACUAAGUGAUGCGCCUCCCUGCAGCCAGGAGAAGUGUUGGCUGACAUGUCAAUAUUACUAAUGGCAAAAUAUGUUUUGAUUCCACAUGAAAUAAAAUAAAAAUACUUUUGUUACUCGCGGUUUACGAUAACUACACAUUACUCGCAGCUCCCUGACCAAGUUUUGAAGAUGUACAAUUAAUACUGGAAACAUGUUUGUGUUUGUGAGCAAUUUAUUUCCUAGGAGGUUUGUUCAUCACUUUUGGUGCCACAGACCAGGUGUUAAACAUCUACCGUGAUCCACAACACCGUAGUCCAACACCAGGCCAGGGAGGAACAGUUCUACCCAAUAUGUUGGUCACUGGCUAAUCUAAACAGGACCUUAUCUCAUAGACCCCACUCCUAAUACACCCCAAAUCUCACAGACCCUAAUCUUAAUGGUUAGAUUAGGUUUAGUUGGGGCUUAAUAUGAACUGAGGUCCAUUGAAGCUGGUAACAUGUGUUGGGACCUCAGCUGGUGUUGUUGUCCGUACUGUUUGUGUUAGGUUACCCUCGUGGUGUCCUCCAGUGAAGAAUGUAAACAAAUAAAG
Messenger RNA from Homarus americanus (American lobster), 5614 nucleotides. RefSeq lists its product as uncharacterized. Bases 1 to 4758 code for a protein of 1585 amino acids. Gene Ontology annotation, cellular component: cell cortex. NCBI's taxonomy places the organism in Eukaryota, Metazoa, Arthropoda, Malacostraca, Decapoda, Nephropidae. The transcript has 10 exons. The record is from RefSeq and is a predicted model, not a curated record. Gene Ontology annotation, biological process: imaginal disc-derived wing hair organization.